UUAUACUAUCAGGAUGUACCAAGUGCAAUUCUAGUAUGUACAAGGUUAAAAUAAUUUAUCACGUGCGUCGGAACAAUAUAGUUUUAAGUUCAAGUUGAAAUCUAAAUCAAUGAGCAUCGUUCCGUGCGAGUCAAGCUGACAUGGCAUAUGGAACGUAUAUAAAUCCGAUUGAGAGAAGAGGGAGCUUUCAUUUUGCAAUUGACACUAUUUCGCAUCAUAUCAUGUUGCUGUAUCUGGCUUUUCUCUUAAUCAUUGGAGCGGCCAUAGCCGAUCACAAUCAUGCAUGGGAAACUGGAAACGAAUAUCAUUAUCUUAUAAAAAGUCGGACAUUGACGGGCUUAGAUGGGCUAGCUGAGCAAUAUUCCGGAAUUUUUAUGAGAGGUAAACUCACCAUUCAAGUGAAAUCAUCGGAUACGUUGCAGGCUGUGGUUUCCGAGACGCAGCAUGCUUCUGUGAACGAAAUAUUGUCGGGUAUUUCGGAUGAAAUCACCAACCUUGAGUUUCACAAGCUUUCUUUAUCGGAAAAGCCCUUCGAGCUCAAGCUUAAACGGGGAGUGAUCCGAGAUAUAUUAGUUGAUCAGGAUGUGCCUACUUGGGAGGUGAAUUUGCUAAAAAGUAUUGUGAGUCAGCUGCAGAUUGACACAGAGGGUGAGAAUGCAAUAGCAAGUAGGAGCACUAUGACGCCCAACGACAAUCGGUCCUUCAGUACAUUUAAAGUCAUGGAGGACUCCGUUGGCGGCAAAUGCGAGGUCCUUUACAGUAUUUCGUCAGUGGAGGGAGAUAAUUUGUCAAUCUCUUUGCCACAUCUCCAUAAAGAUGGUCAACAUUUUGUUGUUGCGAAAACGAAAAAUUACUCCAGAUGCGAACAGCGAAUGGCUUAUCAUUCUGGUAUCGUCAGUAAAAUGAAUUGGAAACCAGGAUCUAAUGAUGGAUUUCUUUCGAGAUCAUCUUCGAAUCAUAUUAUCAUCUCCGGUAAUCUGAAACGUUUUACUAUUCAAUCUUCCAUGAUGACAAGCCAGAUUUUAAUCAACUCUCAUUACAAAAUUGAUAAAUCUAAAUUUCACAAUACAUACUCUGGCGCUGUUUACAGUAGUAUGAAUCUAACUUUGGGCAGAAUGAAUCAGAUCUCCAACUCUAUGCCUGUGUCCAACAAUCUCAUAUCAACCGGAAAUUUAGUGUACACUUACAACAAUCCGUUCUCUAGCCAACGCAAACUACGUCGUCCGAGUGUCAGUCAAAGUUCCUUGGCGGCUUCAUCGUCCGAGAACCAUAAUUCUAACAAUUCUAGCGAAGAAAACCAUAGCGACGAUGACAACUUCAAGAGCGAGGAACGCGAUUACUUUCAACCUAAACCGAAAUUGGAUGAAGCUCCGGAGAGUCCUUUAUUACCCUACUUCAUUGGAUACGAAGGCAUGAGCAUUUUAAAAUCCGAAGAGAAUUAUACUUGUGAAGAUAUGCACUUCCAUAAUUGUACUCGGUUAGGUUUAUUAGCUAACAGACUAAUCCGUCGAAUAUCGAGCAGAAUACGUGACGUUGAUCGAAUCACAUCUUUUUCCCCGGCGCAAAUAAACGACCGAUAUCUCCAUACUUUAGAACUAUUUACAAUUUUGGUUAGAUUGAUUCGCAUCAUGAAUGUUGAACAGAUCGCUGAGGUAGAUAAGAUACUGUUUGACGUGUAUAAGCGUAUAAACACGAUGAGUGAAAAAGAUUUUGUAUUAUUAAACCAAAGCGCAUGGAAUAUCUUUUCAUGCGCCGUUGCAAACGCCGGAACCGGACCCGCUCUCAUCACCAUAAAAACCUGGAUAAAGAUUGGGAAACUCAAGGGCAUAGAAGCGGCGAAAAUUAUUUCGAAAAUUCCUAAAUCCGCGCUCGCACCUACAACAGAAUAUGUCGCAGCGUUUUUCGAACUGAUUACCGACGAAAAGGUGACAAAACAGAGAUUUUUGAAUACAACUGCACCUUUGUCAUUUGCCGAAUUGGUCCGUUACACUCAAAGCAACAAAUUAUCUAUUUACUAUCCGGUCUACAGUUUCGGCCGUAUGGUCUUUAAACAUGACAAUGAACUUCUUGAAACUUAUAUUCAGUAUAUGGCUACCGAAUUAAGAAAAGCUAUUGAGGAAGGCGACAGUUGUCGAAUUCAAACAUACAUUAUGACACUGGGUAAUUUCGGUCACGCGAAAAUACUUUCCGUUUUUGAGCCAUACCUGGAAGGCACAAUUCCGAUAUCGAAAUUCCAACGUUUGAUGAUGGUCACCUCAUUAAGCAAACUAAGCGAAAGCUAUCCGAGAGUUGUCAGAUCCGUCGCCUAUAAGAUUUACUUGAAUUUAAAAGAGGCCUACGAAUUACGUUGUGCAGCUGUUCACAUCAUAAUGAAAACCAAUCCACCCCUGAUCAUGUUGCAGCGAAUGGCGGAAUUUACUAAUCAGGAUCAGGAUCGACACGUAAAUUCUGUCGUCAAGACCAGUAUAGAGUCCCUCGUUAAUUUAGAACAAUCAGAAUGGAAAGAUCUCGCAGACAAGGCGCGUAUCGCUAGCAAGCUAUUGAAUCCUAACAUUAGCGACGAUACUUACUCUCGGAGCAUUUUUACGCACAAGAAAAUCGCCUCCUUAAACAUUGUCCAAACAAUCAUUUUGCAGACAAUUGGUAGCGACGACAUUGAUACAGCUAAAGAUGCAUAUAUUGAUGUACUCCAAUCUUACGGUGGAUUAAAUCUACCCCUGUCAAAACUGUCAUAUAGUGUAUCAAGUAUCGAAGAGUUGAAACAGAUGUGGUUAGAUAUAUGGCUAGGUGGACGGCCCUGGAUGCCUCAAAAUAAAACCGAGAAGGAAUGGAUGAUUGAAACCAUGAUUGAAAAGCUUGGUAUUGAGCCCGAAAAUGCAGAACAACUCGAAGGAAAUUUCUUUAUGGACUCUGCAUUUUCUUUAGAAUUCUAUCCCUUUGAUAAUCAUACGCUUGAAGAAUUUACUAAUAUGUUGAAAAUGUAUUAUAAGUCGAUAUUGCAGACAGGAUCAUAUGUUUCUAAAUACAAAAUGGUAAAUGAUCUAAACCAUUACGACAUAACGUUAGGAUUCCCGACUGAAACAGGUUUGCCGUUCAUCUAUACCUUAAAAGUACCGAAAAUAACUAGCGUUAACACGGAAGGAUCUAUUAAAGUUACAGAAUCACAAGCUAAUAGCUCUGUAGAAGUGGCAGCAGAAGGUUAUAUAGUAUCAAAUGAAAAGAUCCAAAGUAGAAUUGGUUUUGUAACACCUUUCGAGCACAGACACUACAUUGCUGGUGUUGAUAUCAAUACGCAUUUCGCCAUACCAGCUAGUUUAAAUGUUAAAACGAGAGAUAACCAUUUAUUUGAGCUAAAAAUAAGCCCUCAAAUUGAAAGCGGAGAUUCAGUCUGGCGUAUAGCGAUUCACCACAGUGUCGUUCCUUAUACUUCAAGACACGACAUUCUGAACUUUGAACCUUUAGAGGUCGACAAUGACACACGUCUAGUGCACACGAAGGAACCGAAUGAAAUUCAGUUUUCGCUAGGUAACCUGACACUCUCCGCAAGAAGUGAUGUUAUUGAUAGCGAUAUGUCACAGAAGAGGGGACUUGAAGGCCUUGUUAAGCUUUCUACUAUAUUUUGUUCAAAUCUUGGUGCCCAUUAUAGGAGAUUCGACGCAAUCUUAUAUCCCAUAGAAGCACAAGUAAACCUAACUUAUCGUCAUGUCCAGAUGCCCACCGAUAGAAGUUCAAACGCAUCAAUUCCUACAACAGUUGACAAACGGCCAACUGCCAAUUUUGUCGAUAAUUCUGUCAAUGUAUUUGACAUAAGCGUUUUAGCUAACAAUAAUUAUUAUGUUUUCACCUUCGCUUUGGCAAACAACCACGAUGAGUUACAAAUCCUUUCCUAUGAGAAUAUCCAAUCGCUAGAUGGAGAAGUUUCCUUCGAGUCUUGUAGUGUUAAUAGCAUUGUUGGAUUAUCACAAUACAAUUAUCUAAAUGUUGAGAAAGCAAUCGAAAAGAUUCCGAAUUAUGAAUUUAACACUGAGAUGCGAAUUGGAAGUUGUGCAAAUGGAGAGACGAUUAGACUCAAAGGAAAUUUGAGUCGCACUGAUGAUGUCAUAAAGAAGGCAAUGAAAUCCGAGAUAGUUGAGGAGUGUCGACAACAGAUGAAACAAGGCAAUAUUUGGCUACCAACUUGUCAAAAGGCUAACGAAUUAAUCCAACAGAGAGAUCUUCUGAUGAUGUCAAUGGAAACGAAUUCGUAUAAUUUCUAUUUUCUUGCCAACAAAAUGAUCUUGAUGAUCAAGAUGAUGAUUUCCGAUAAAAAUAUGAAUAUGUCAAACUUGGAAAGUGUUAAUAAGAACAUGGAUGUAGAAAUAAAAAUGCUUGAUAAUAAUGAUGCGAACAUUUCUUUGCGUACUUCGCAAGUGGAUGUUUCGUUCUCUUUGUCGAACUUUAUUAGAGAUCCCAAUAUUAUAUUUCCCAAUUUUACACUAAACAAGCUUUUCGACGAAAACUUAGAAGAAGAUAUGUGCGUUCUCGACAAAACCCAAGUUGUAACUUUUGACGAUAAGGUCUAUCCCUUAACUUUAGGAAAAUGUUGGCACGUAAUGAUGGCGCCUUAUCCAAAACGGGAUUCCAAUAAUCCCGAAAAAAUAUUAAGUUUGCCGAAUGAUAUGAGGGCAAUUAUCAUGGCCCGAGAAAUGGACGACGGCAGCAAACAGGUAUGGAUAAUCUUGGGUCAUGAAGAAAUUCAUCUGCGAAAAUUGGACGAUCAUCUCGAAAUUUCCAACGAUGGUGGUGAGAAUUAUGAUUCUUAUUUAUCGAGUUACCGACAAUCUUUCUACGAAAUUUAUCAAGAGGAUGGAAUAAUCAUAAUACAUUCGUUGAAAUAUGAUAUCUACAUCGUGUACGAUGGAGAACGUAUCCUACUUUAUGUAAACGAUAAAUAUUUCUAUACUGUACGCGGUCUCUGCGGUAAUUACGACAUGCAAUCCAACAACGAUUUCGUCACCCCUAAGAAUUGCAUCCUGUCGAAGCCCGAAGAAUUUGCUGCUACCUAUGCCCUGACUUAUCGAGAGGACUGCGAAGGACCCGCUUUGCAGAAUAAACUGAAAGCCGAACAAUCCACAUGCAUUUCGAGAUCGUAUAUUCCGGGUGACGUCAUCAGUGAAAAAGAAACGGGAAGAUUUCGCAGGAACAGAAGAUGGGGCUAUCAUUAAAAUAAUCGAUACUUUCAAAAAAAGCACAGUAAUAAUUGGAGUUUUUUUAAUCACAGCUUACAAGAGUAGUAAGCCUGCGGAAUAGAAAGAGAAAAGUUAAAAAUAUCUGGCAUAAUAAAAACGUUUUUAUUCAAUUCAAGCACAGAAUCAAGUAAAGAUUUGAACCGAAGAAACGGUUUCCAAGUCGGACACUUUCAAUAUUCUUAUACGUAUUACUAGCUUCUUUAUUGAGUAAGUACAAAAGUUCGUGUCAAGUUUAAAAAAAAUUUUUUAUGUUAAUUUUUAUGUAG
Messenger RNA from Mycetomoellerius zeteki, 5494 nucleotides. RefSeq names its product vitellogenin-1-like. Gene Ontology annotation, molecular function: lipid carrier activity. The record is from RefSeq and is a predicted model, not a curated record. Gene Ontology annotation, biological process: lipid transport. NCBI's taxonomy places the organism in Eukaryota, Metazoa, Arthropoda, Insecta, Hymenoptera, Formicidae.